AUGGAUAGUCUCUCGUUUGGUGUGGUCCGGCCACCACCGGAAAGCUGCGACGAAAGGGGGAAGCGGCUGAAAUCGGAACAUGAAUCUGAAGAUGAAUCAAUGUCGGAGAAAGCAAAGGUGGAAUCAGAAGAUGAACCGGAAUCAGAAGAGGAAACUGACCUUGAAUCAGAUGAUGAAUCAAUGUCGGAGGAAGCAAAAGAGGAAUUAGAAUUCUACUUGAAUUGGGAAUCGAAGCCAAUUGAAUAUAUGCAGGAAAAGUUCGACGAUGAUCCUUUUCUCCGUCUUUUUUCAUGUAAGAACUAUUGUUAUAAGAAUAAAGCGAUGAUAAAAAAAGAAGAGGAUAGUAAAAAAGCAGUGGCUGAGUAUUUGGAUAGAUCUCGUCAUCUAAGUCCCUUUGAUGCUAUCCCUAUUCCACCUCUGGCAAAUGUAUGUGACAAUAACUUUCCAAGACCAAUUCCCCUUACGGAAAAUGAUCGACCGCAUUUCAUUCAACUCUCCAAUCUUGCUUUGGAUUACUAUAAUCAACACAAUCAGGGUUUGGGUUUACUGUAUGUUUUUGAAGACAUUGUGAAGGUAACCGGGCGGCAUAUUCCUCUUGUUACUCGUUAUAUUACCUUUAUAGCCAAACCUAGAGAUUCUAUGGAGCCUGCUACCACUUUUCAAGCCGAAGUCUGGGACAGAAUGACUUCACUUGGACCACCCAUUGUCAAGUCCUGCUCCAUUAAAAACUACUAA
Messenger RNA from Lathyrus sativus (Indian pea), 735 nucleotides. The record is from the annotation of a GenBank genome assembly. Lineage: Eukaryota; Viridiplantae; Streptophyta; Magnoliopsida; Fabales; Fabaceae.